AGUUGGCAACAGACCUUCGAAGCGGUCGGUGGGUGGUGAGAGCUUUUGCUCCGUGGUUGCCUUACGUCGUUUUUCUUUCUCUUUCUCUCUCUCUCUCUCUCUCUCUUUCUCUCCCUCCCCCUCUGUCUGUCUCUCUGUCUUCGUUUCUCCCCAUACACGGUACCCCCUCUCCUAAUAUCUCUUACUCUUUCGCUCACUCACCCUUUCCAAGGUAUAUAUCAUUGGUUCAAUUCCAUUUCCGUCGUGGGUCGAGAGAGCGAAGAGAAGGAAGAAGACGAUCGAACGGGAGUCUCUUUUGAAGGAGGAGGAGGAGGAGGAGGAGGAGGAGGACACGGGUGAUCACGAGAGACAUUUCUGACAAACAACGAAAGACGAAUUCGCGUGCGCGUCGAUAGUCUCGAGAACGGCCAUGGGGCCCGACAGGAUCAUUUGACCCGUGGGGACGACUCCAGGCUCGGUGGAUUGUGCUACUGCCUCGCUCUAUACUUCGAUUCGGAAUGCACUGCCUAGGUGCGGUGACAGGAAGCACUCCCAGCCCAAAUGGGGCUGGUAGUCGAGGCGGUAUUCUUAGUAUGUUCCGAGCUCUUGGAGUCCUUGUAUGCGAAGGGAGAAUCCAGGGUCCUCCGCGUGGCUACAAAGAGGGUCCCCAUUGUGCGCCGCCCAUGCAACCUUUCCCAAACAACCACGUCUGCGAAGAGGACAAUUAUUUGUGCGACCGGUAUCUUGUCCUAGUUCGAGAACUCGCCGAUCGAACUGCGAUCGGAUCGUUCCUAUGCGUCGAAGUACUACUCUGCAGCAAUUGUCAGUGCGGCUUGGCAAAAGCUACCAGCAAGCACCCAAUUUGUCCUGUACCGUCCUUAUCCAUCUCACCAUGGCAACAAACUUCAGAACUUUUGCUCGAGUAUUGGUCCAUUUGCGUUGUACCAAGCAAGAGCCCGGAAACGAUGAAUUUCCAAGGACUUUAUCAGGCAGUCCGUUCUAGAUUACAUUUUAGCCAAGUUGCCGCCUGGUGGUCCAGAAGUAACGGGAUAGAACCGAAUUACGUUGCAACAAGAGUCGUGCCGUACAACGAGGAUAAUCUAAGAAAAUUUCGGGACUCGCCGGUUGAACAUACUUUUCCUCUAGCUGGUAACGGCGACGGAAGUUCCAUCAAGGUCACCGUUUGGGCAUUGCCACGGAUGGAAGAGGUGCCGAUACUUAGCUGCUCGUUACAUCCGACGAAAGAGAAAGACGAGGAAGGUGUCGCUAGGGCGCUAACUCCAACCAAAACGAUUCCCGUGGUAUCGACGAACACUUCGCAAAACUCCGACGGCCUCGUUAUGCCGGUACUGCUGGACGAUAGGCUCCAUACACCAUGCAACAAGCCAGGCAAACAUCAUUGUCGUUGCGAGGAAGAAGAUGCUUCUCCGCCUUCCCCAUCGAUCGCCAGGCCUAUCGGCGAGAGAAAACGUCGUAGAUCCCUUCCUUGUGGUCCACCGGAUGUUAGUCCUAGCGUAACGUUUCAGGCUAUGCCACUGCCGGCCGUCCGGGAGUCAAGUGUACGAGAGCAAAGAGAUAAUGAUCGUUUGAUAACAAGUUCGAGCUCGAGUUAUCCUAGAUCGUCCUCGGAGAUGUUGAAUAAUCGUGGAGUCACGGCUAUAAAAUUUUCAAAUGGACAUCAUCAGAAUCGGUUCGAGGAGAACACGCUUAAGAGUCGUAAUAAUCUAAAUUCUGACAAUCUCGAGCGUUGCUUUAAGACGCAGUUAAGUAUCGAGGAACGAGAUGGUAACGUUGAAAAACGUUACAAGCUUACACUCGAGAACACGAUGAACGGUGCGGAAGGGAAAUCGUGCGAAUUAGGAGAAGAGAAAACGCGACGAUCGGAGAAAGGAUGUGGUGGUGGUGGUUGUGGUAAUGAAGGUGGUGGCGGCGGCGGCGGCGGCGGUGGUGGUGGUGGUGGUGGUGGCGGCAGUACUGGUGGCGGAUUUCGUAAGAACAUUAAUUGCACUGGCACACCGGCUGAGAGUAAAUCGAUGGAAAAGAAUGGUCUCUUCGAGAACCUCAUACCAUUUAAUUCUUCCUUACCAUGGUCAUUCGUCGAGUCUUGGAACAAUAGCGGUGCCAAUGGCAAGUGCGGCUUUCAGAGUUUACGAGGACCAAAGGAAGGACGUUUUAAUGGAUCAUCGAGAAUGUAUUCCGUGCCUGCACCACCUGUGAUAGAUCCCUUCAAACGAGCUACGCCUUUCCACGAAUCCAAUCCAGGACCUUCUACGUACGAGAGCACAUAUAUCAAAUCUAAGCAAGAUACUUUUGAAUCGCCCUGUACGGUACAUCAAACUCGAUCGAAAUCCUCGAUAAAUGGUUUCGGAUGUAGCGAUUGUAAGGAAACAUUUAAGAACGAUGAGAAUCCAAGAUGUCGUGGGAAGCCUAACAAAGAUUUGAAUCAGAUGAUGUCGAAGCUGUCUUUCCCGGAUGGACAACAGUCCGAGAAGGACAAGGCAAAAGAGGAAGGUGGUAUUCUGGAUUGGUUUACCAGGGUACCUAGUCGUGUUCUUGGAGUUUCACCUAACAAUGGUUACGUUGAAAAUAGUAAAGCCAAAGACACGAACUUGAAAUCUCAGGAUCAGCAUGGCAACGAGGUCAAGUUUAAAAACUGCAACUUGGAACUUAGCCAGCGUGAAUUCGAUGAAGUUUUGGCGGUGUUAAGAGCCAGGACACCCUCCGGACGUAAGAGGACUCCUUUGAAAACCAUCAAGAGACGCGAUAGAUAUGAGAAAUCCCUCGAGGAUGGCUCCUUCGAAAAGCCUUCGACUAAGUUUCCUACCAAUUUGGAUUCCAAUGAAUAUCUUGUUGUCAAUCACGUGGAUGCACGGAUUAAACCAUGCGAGAAUUGCAAUCACAGGUAUUGUAAGAAAAACGAGCAUCGAUUAGCUGAUAAAAGCGUCACAUUAGAUCGCGUUUAUGGAAGUAAAAAUAUUUAUAAUCCAACCCACGAGAGGCAGGACAAGCUAGGAAAUUAUAUGAACGACGAAUCGAAAAGCGAUAAAUCUUGCGUAACGGACAAACGUGUGAGUGCUAAUCCAGUCGAUUGUUUACAAAGUGUAUCGAAUAAGGCAGAUGUAUUAUUGGGGGCCAUAUUGCGAACUAGCAAGGAUCGGAAAGGUCUGUCGGAUAUUUCCAAUGGGACCAGAUCUCAAAUUGCCACGUUGAAUGCGAAAACCGAUAACGAAACUAAUUCUAGGUUGGAACAGCCAAAUUCGAUCGGGAAACUCGAACAUGAUUUGAGAAUCGCACCGUACGAAGACGACAAGUCGUUGCCGUUGGCAUUGAAUAAAAAAUUCAAUCGUUUUCGUCAACUCUUUAAAAAGGAACAAGAAAGGAAGGCGACGGAAGAUAAUCUUCAACAGCAGCAGCAGCAACAACAACAACAACAGCAACAACAGCAACAACAACAACAACAACAACAACAGCAGCAACAACAACAACAACAACAACAACAACAGCAGCAGCAGCAGCAACAACAACAACAACAACAACAACAACAACAAGCACAACAAUGCGUGCGAAAUUCUUCUCAACGUUUAAACAGUAUGAAUUUAAAUUUGUCUUGCAAUAACAUUCAGAUUGGUAAUUCGGUUGAUAAUACGACACGUAAUUUGAGAGAGGUCAAAAUAAAGAGAAAAAUAGAUUUUUCGAAUUUUCCGGAGGAGAUAGGAAGGAUCGAGGAACGAUCGGAAUCGUCGUCUUUAGAUUCUAGUACAAAUGGCGCACAUCAAAACUCAAGGAUACAUAGUACAAAUUACAAGGAGGAUCAUCGUAGUAACGUCUGCAACAAGGGAGAUCCCAUGAACAGGCUGUACAGUACAAAUCAAAUUAAAAAGGACGAUUACGAAGAUGAACACGGAGAUCAAACUAAUCGAGAUAAUAAAGCACAUAAUAAUAAAGAUCCUGUUCCAUCCGCCGUUAAAAUUACGCCGGUCUCUUUGCAAAACAGUUUCUCGUCUUCCAAAAUACGAAAUAACAAUCACAAGGCCGGCUUCAGCAGUAGCAGUACCGAGGACGAUGAGACACUCGACAAAGCUGUUCCUUCGGCGAUCGAGCAAGAAAGGUUUCGAAGGUCUUUGGAGAACGCGGCGUCAAUGGUAUUCCACAGUAGGACUGGUUUGCCCCUUACAUCGAGUCCCGCCCCAUUGAGAAGAGGUAGCUGCUGUUUCGACUAUGACAGUAGCUUGAAUUCCGUUUCCUCGAAAAGAAGUGCGCUCUUUGAAUUGAAUACACCACCAAGUCCAGGUGCGGUCUCGUUGGAGGAGACCGAUCGAGAAACAGAGAAUGCAUGCGAAGGCGAAGAACCACCGAGAAGGCGUUCGACCUCACGAAACAGGCCACAGAGUCAUGCUCUCUUAGGUAGCUUCGAGGAAUCAGCUUUGAACGGUAGACUCGAACCAGUAUCGACUGUUCACGGGUUCACAGCGGAACUCGGUGCGAGUGGUUCCUUCUGUCCUAAACAUCGAAAGCUUCCAGUUACUGUGUUCUUCUAUACUCUCGGGGACAAUGACAAAGUCUCUACACCGUACCUCGCUCAUAUUAAUCUAGGAAAGAAGGGUUAUCAGGUACCCAGAAGCGGUACUAUUCAAGUGACCCUACUCAAUCCAUUGGGUACAGUUGUCAAGAUGUUCGUAGUUCUGUAUGAUCUUUCCGACAUGCCACCACGAUCUCAUACUUUUUUACGUCAAAGAACUUUACGGGAUAAAACCCUACGCUACCUCGUACAUCUUAGAUUCAUGUCCGGGAAAUCAGGCAGGAUUUAUCUACACACUGACAUACGUAUGAUCAUUUGCCGCAAGUCCGAUGUAGAUACAGCCUCGGAUUUUGGAUCAGAACCACCAAAGGAACUUAGAAGUUAUAUUCAUGGUCCUACAAAUCCAAAAUUUUCACCAAGGUGCUGAGCCACGUGGCUCUUUCCAUGGGGUUGCUGCCGAUCGCUCCGCCCACCUAGUCCCCUUCAUGUCGAGGUUUGAUUCGCUAUGUAUGUGACUGCGAGAAGAGGAAACUAAAAGAUCUUGUUUUGUUUUUGUUUUUUUUUCUUUCUUUCUUUCUUUCUUUCUUUCUUUCUUUUUUUUUUUGUUCUUCUUCACACACACACACACACACACACACACACACGCGAGAAAGUGGGAUCACAUAUUAGAAAGAAUUUGACGUUGGUACACUAAGAGAGAUAAUAAUAAUAAUAAUAAUAAUAAUAAUAAUAAUUAUAAUAAUAAUAAUAAUAAUAAUAAUUAUUAUAAUAAUAAUAAUAACAAUAACCAAUUUGAAAGCUAUAGGAGAGUUGAUCAUAUUUACGAUCCUUCUCUCUUAUUUAUGGUAUGUUUAAAAUAUAUUUGUGACGUGGGAUGUGCUUAGUAGCAUUAGCUUGCGAUAGUUUCUUCUACAUCAAUUUUGUUUCUCUUUUUUUUUUUCUUUUUGUUUUUCUUCUUUUUUUUUUUUUUUUUUUUUGAAGGAGAAGUUAGGGAUGGCGUGUUGCAAAGUUGGUAUGUGUUUUACUUGUUUAAGUUAAUAUCUGUUACAUAGAAGAUUGUACGAUUGAAAUGUUUUCGUUUUAUUUUACUCGUGAUAUUUGAGUGUAUUGGAAAAAAGUCAUAGUUUGUUUAGAUUUGCACGUAAUCGUUAGAUCUGCGUAACUUUCGAUUCUUUUCGCUCAAAAAUAUGUUUUUCUAUCAACGUUAUUAGUUUCAUCCCUAUCUUUUUUCUUUUUUUUUUUUUUUUUUUUUUUUUUUUUUUUUUUGAAAUCGUUGAGUUUGUAACAAUUGUGAAGAUUUUAAAAAAGGAAAAGGAAAAAAAAAUGCAAAAAAGAAAAUAGAACAAAAAAAAAAGGAAAAAAGAAAAAAAAAACUAUUACUUUCGUUUUAUUUCCAAAAUAUCAGAAUUUGUCGCAAGCUAUAAGAUCUCCUUGGGAAGUCUCAUUCUUUCAAUUUAUCUCUGUAAAUAUAGUCUAAUGUAAAGUCAACUAAGAUUUUUUUUUUUUAAUGGGAUAAUACUGCCAUCUAUGUGUGUAGUAACCCUAAACGAGGAAGAAACGAGUGAUAAAAAUGGGAAAUAUCAAAAUAUCGGACCUCUCGUUGAGAUAUUUUUAUCUAAUAUAUACAUAUAGUAGAAAAUUAUAAAUUUGUGAUAUAAAUGUGUUCUUUAUAAAUGGAUUCGAUUUAUUCGGUGUUAAAUUCAAAUUAAAUUAAACGUUUCAUUUUGUUUCGUUUUUUUUUUUAUUUUUUUUCUUUUUUUUUAUUUUAUUAUUAUUUCUAUGUUUA
Vespa velutina is the source of this 6284-nucleotide messenger RNA. RefSeq lists its product as uncharacterized. The record is from RefSeq and is a predicted model, not a curated record. NCBI's taxonomy places the organism in Eukaryota, Metazoa, Arthropoda, Insecta, Hymenoptera, Vespidae. The coding region runs from base 498 to 4925 and encodes 1475 amino acids. The transcript is spliced from 9 exons.